Messenger RNA from Eleginops maclovinus (Patagonian blennie), 2177 nucleotides. Its product is annotated as transcriptional activator Myb-like. The transcript has 16 exons. The coding region runs from base 40 to 1803 and encodes 587 amino acids. The record is from RefSeq and is a predicted model, not a curated record. NCBI's taxonomy places the organism in Eukaryota, Metazoa, Chordata, Actinopteri, Perciformes, Eleginopidae.
GCAGCACGAGGUUUCGCAGCGGCUAGCCGAACAGCAGAGAUGAGCAGCAGAAGCCGCAGGUCCUGCACAAAGAAACGGAAAGGUCGGUUCUCCAAAGGGACCGUACAGAAGCCUACAUGGACAAAAGACGAGGAGGAGAAGCUGCACAGACUGGUGAAGGAGUUUGGAACCGACAGCUGGCCUUCAGUGUCUCUGCAUGUUAAAAGGUCAGAGGGGGAGUGUCAGCGGCGGUGGCAGCAGAUAAAGAACCCUGAGCUGGUGAAAGGGCCGUGGACUCAGGCGGAGGACGACAGGGUCAUCGAUCUGGUGCAGAAUUACGGCGUGAAGCGCUGGUCACUCAUCGCCAAACACCUGCUGAGUCGUAAUGGGAAGCAGUGCCGCGAGCGCUGGCACAACCACCUGAACCCUGCGGUGAAGAAGAGCGGCUGGACGCUGCCGGAGGAUCGCAUCAUCUGCCAGGCGCACAGCAUGCUGGGAAACCGCUGGGCUGACAUGUCCAAGCUCAUGCCCGGCAGGACAGAUAACUCCAUCAAAAACCACUGGAACUCCACCCUGAAGAGGAAGGUGGAGAAGGAGGGCUAUCUUCAGGUCCUGCUCCUCCACACCUCCUGCAACACCUCCUCCUCCAGCAGCUCCGCCUCCAGGCCCCCCCGCAUAGCCAGCAUCCCCACCAAGGCGGACAGCGUUUCCACCAGAAAGGAUGAGUCCGAUCAGAGCCUAUGCUCCGGCGGCCUCCCCCACUCCUCCUCAGGUUACUCCUCCUCACUGAGCAUGUGCGAACUGACGGCGCCGGCGGAGCUGAUGGAGGCGAGUGCAGAGACGUGGAGUUGUGGACAGGAAGUGAGCUCCCUGCUGGCCGGGCUGUAUCGAGAGGACAGACGCCCAUCAGUCAUGGACCUGAGCCGCAGCUACGUGUCUGGGCUUAGGGAGCAGCUGGGCAGCAGCCAGGACGCAGCCUGCUUCAUGGAUGCCACCUCCUCCUGGAGCAGAGGCAGCAUGGGGGGGGCUCUGACCUUCUCCCCCUCUGAGCUCUUCAGCCUGUGUGGUGUGGACGAUCUGAAGUCACAGCGUCCGGUUCUCACCUCCACCCCCGUCUGUGCUCGCAAGCAGCCCAGCAGCCCCCCCCAGCAGGACGGCUGCCCGACCUCCAUCCACAGCAGCCAGACUCCGGCAGAGACCAGAGACAGGAUCAGAGCGCUGUGGAUGUCGGCUCCUCAAACACCGACGCCGCUGAAGAUAUGCAGGAAGAGUCCGGAUCAGGUGUCGCUCUGUCCCAGCAGAGGGACCAAUCCCAGCUGGGAGGAGAGGAGUGCUGAUCCUGACAGCCAGCAGUCCAGCAGCAGCUCUGAGGUCCAGGGAGAGAGUCUGCUGAGCUCCAUCUUGCAGGUCCAGAGAGGGUCCAGCUCCACCCCAGAGGUCCACAGAGGGUCCAGCUCCACCCCAGAGGUCCACAGAGGGUCCAGCUCCACCCCAGAGGUCCACAGAGGGUCCAGCUCCGCCCCAGCAGUCCAGAGAGGGUCCUGCUCUACCUCAGAGGUCCAGAGAGAGUCCAGCUCCACCCCAGAGCUCCAGAGAGGGUUCAGUUCUGUCCCUGGCUGUGAGGGGUUUGGCUGUCUCCCAUUGGAUGGACAGAUGGGGGUGUGGUGGUGCCAGCAGUCUGUGGGUUACCUGCACUCUCCAGAGUGUCCCUCAUACAGACAGAACCCCUUUGAGCUGAGCAGCGAGCUGCAGCUGGUGAUGUUCGGGAAGACCGAGGAUCAGCUGACUCUGACGGAGCAAGCCAGACUCUACUCUGAGCCCUGAGCCUGAGCCCCCCCAACAGGAGCUAAACCCCUUCCUGUGGAGGGAGCCGAGCAGUGCUGCCUUCAGGGUCCAACCCAGAGGCAGGACAUCCUGCCGCUGUUGGGAAGUGUUCCUCUCAGCAGGUGGUCUCGGGCUGAGACUCAGCUCCAGACUCUGUUCUGCUGAGUCAACCUGCCAAUCAUGAGUCAGCAUUUCAAUCCCUCACUGCAGUCUCCAUCAGAUCAGAUGUUUUAUUGAUUUAUUAGCAGUUCAUAUUUUAAUUCAAUUAUUUCAAUUUUUUAUUUACCUUUUAUUGGAGUUGGAUUUUAACUGAAAACCGGAACAUAUUUUUACCUUUUUAAACAAACUUUUUAACUUUUCCUGCUGGUUUCUCU